CAAGUACUCUCUCCUCGCUUUCUUCCCUUCCAAGUCUUCAGCACCAAAUCUUCCUCGCUUGGUGAGAAGUGACCUCACUUGUUUCAACAUUUUCUCGCGACCGAAAGAAUAUAUUUGGUUGCUCGUCUCCGAAAUUCACUUCCCACUCCCGGCAUCGUUGAACGAUCGAACCGGAAUCAAAAAAAAAAAAAUCUGCAGAGAGAGUCGGCGAUCGCCAUGUGGGUGCAGAUCAUCUGCGGUAUGGUCGUCUACAAGCUUCUCCGGCGAGUCCUCUUCGACGACGAUGCCGUCCCGGACGUCGAUAGCUCCGAUUCGGACGCGAGCUUCGCCGUCGCCAAAAGGUUGGAGAAGCUUUAUGGUGGGAAGACAGUCGUUGGGCUUCGAAUUCCCGAUCCUGACACCGGCUCCCGGCAGCACAUUGAUGUAGUUCUUGUCACCAAAAGGGAAGUGAUGGUGGUGGCAGUGAGGAACUUUUUUGGGUUUGUGGAGGUUGGGAAGGAUGGGAGCUGGGUUUGUACCGGUAACAAGAAACAGAAGCCGGAAAUCCAUCCGGAUCCUAUGCUUGAAAUCAGCAGACAAGUUGGAAUUCUUCAAUCGUACUUGGAACAAAGGGGGGCACCUUUGCCUGAGGGGCACAUAAUUGGCAGAAUAGUACUUCCAAAUCCAAAUUGCAGGCUUGCCUAUUCUAUUGCUUUUCAACCAGAGGUUAUUUCUUUUGAGAAAUUAAGAGAGCUCAAGCCAGAAUGGAAAGGUGGAGUUUCCAGUUGGAUUAAAGAUGCUUUUCAUGGAAGCAAGAGUGUCAUGCAGGAUGGGUCAUAUCAGAAACUUAGUUUUAUUCUCGGUACAUCACCAAUGUGGGAUUGCUUAAGACUUAAAGGUGGCAGAAACAUUCUCGGUGAGUUCCUUGAAUUCAAAGGAAAUCAAGAUGACAUGCAAGCUUUGAGAAAUUUGAAGAGAUCAAAAGUUAGUCAAUUCAUCAUCCAAAAGCCAACUAUGUUAGGGUUUGGUAGAUCAAGAAUCCAGAUCUUGUAUUCACACCGUGAUUAUCGAAGUGAAGGGGCUUCAGCUUCAGCAUGGAAUGAGGUUUCAGUGAAGCCAAAUACUGAGUUUUUGUUUCAGCCAUCAAACUCCAAAAAACCUCUUAAGUUCAAGCUUUCAAGUGCCGUCUCUUUGACACUUGGUGCCUAGUAAUAGUGAAAUUUCAGGAGUUAGGUUUGAAGAACCCUCAUUAACUUCUCAAAUCUCUUGGCUUCGGUUGGUUAUGUAUGUACGUAUAUCCUGAGAAGCUGUGCAAUGCUCCAUUUUCUGAGUUUUAAAAUGUAAAGACACAUCCAGCCUGGUAUUCGGCAGAUCAUUGAUCAGAUUGGUCAAGCUGUUCUUGUAAGAAAAAAAAAAAAACAAUAUUAUGUCUAUAAUUUUUUCACUCUUGUGAGGUGAAUAUUUUGAAAUAAUUUCUUUUUCUCGUGUCCCUAAUAUGAGAUGCUAUUUCACAA
Messenger RNA from Elaeis guineensis (African oil palm), 1493 nucleotides. RefSeq lists its product as uncharacterized. The record is from RefSeq and is a predicted model, not a curated record. NCBI's taxonomy places the organism in Eukaryota, Viridiplantae, Streptophyta, Magnoliopsida, Arecales, Arecaceae.